GUGAACGCAGCAUCAAACAUGUACUGUGACGCACACAACGUAAUUUCUUGAUAACCAAAAUGGAGGACUACUCAUCCAAGCAAUCAGUUGAAAAUCUUGACAAUCCUCCUAACAGUCGCUUGUUUCUCGUAACAAGUCGAUCAGUUUCAGAUGAUGUUAUUCGAGAGAAAUUUUCUGUAUUUGGAGAGGUCCAAGGUGUAUGGGUCGUUAAGGACAAACAGACGAAAGAAUCGAAGGGGAUCUCCUAUGUUAAAUUCGCGAAGUCUUCGGAAGCAUGCACCGCCAUGGAGGACAUGCAUGGAAAAUGCCUGUUAGAUGGAACGAAGCCCAUUAAGGUGUUCAUUGCCCAGUCAAGGUCCUCUGGUAGACACAGAGAUGUGGAGGAUGAAGAGCUCACCAGAAUAUUUGUAAAGAUUCCCAAAACAUUCACAGAAGAAGAUCUGAAAGACACGUUCAAGGAGUAUGGGGACAUAGAAUACUGUGUGAUCAUAAAGAAUAAAACCACGGGGGAGAGCAAAGGCUUGGGAUAUGUGAGGUAUCAUAAGCCAUCACAAGCAGCCAUUGCCAUUGAGAACUGUGAUAGAGCCUACAGGGCUGUUCUUGCUGAGCCCCGAAGCAAGAACUCAUCUGCAGAUAAUGACUAUCACAGCAGUGGCAGAGCAGAGCACAUGUCAAGUGACCUGGGAAUGAACCCCUAUUCCUUUGGAGUGUCUGACACUGGCAGUUAUGCCGUAACUGACUACCGAUCCAGUGACCUCAUCACCAGGUGCCUAAUGGUUUCCUCGAGAGCUAGUGUUACCCAGGAGCAGAUUUAUGGCCUCUUUGACCUCAUACCAGGGAUGGAUUACUGUGAGAUGCAGCGGGAUCAUUGUGGGCUCAACAAAGGACAUGCUGUGAUUCGCUACAACAACCUGGGCUCUGCCGUCUACGCUAAAGAGAAGCUGAAUGGCUUUGAGUAUCCCCCUGGAAACCGCCUCAUCGUGGCCCACAUAGAGGAUGGAGAAGACAGGACCAGUCCUGUCGGGAAGAUGGCAAUGCAGCUGGUUGCUGCUCAGAUGAUGUCAAUGGUGUGGAAUGGUCCUACCACCAGCCAGCAACUGAUGAAGAUGAGCACAGGUUACCGCACAGCCUCUCCGAUGCCCCGUGUCCAGACAGAUGUAUCACUUCCCCCUCUGAAGAACCUGGCACCCCCAGAUAGCCGGGUUAAGGAGCGUCUCUUUGUGGUCUUCAGCCCUGCACCUCUUCCCAUGGACGUCCUGGAAGAUGUCUUCUGUCGAUUUGGUUCCCUUGUGGAGGUGCACCUCGUGCCUGGGAGGAACGUAGGCUACAUGAAGUAUGCAGAGAAAGAGAGUGCGGGCGACGCUAUGGCUGCCUUGCAUGGUAAAAUGGUGAACGGAGUGAGGAUGAAGGUGAUGCUGGCUGACCCGCCCAGGGAACCAAGGGAGGAGUCCCACAAGCGCCCGCGGACAUACUAGCCAAUUCCUAGGUAAAAGAGCCUAUUAAGGUGGGAUGGAGUUUUGGCCUUCCUGGUGACGUCAUCCAAACCUCUCUACCAAUAACAUCUAUUUUUCUGUUUCCCACUCCCUAUUCAGACCAUUCACACACAGUCCUAGAAUAAAAAUGAUUGUUGCUUGUGAAAACGCUCUUUGCUAAGAAGCUAUUUUUGUUUUUCAAUCAAAAUGGUAAAAAAUAAUCACAUUUAAGGUGCUUAAUUGUUACCCAGAAAUUAUUUAAUAUUGAGAGAUAAAAUGGCUGCAUUGGACCUUUUUCUUUUAAAGGAUUAGUUCACUGUUUUACUACCAACUCAACAUUUUUCAUGUAAAUUCGUGCAACGAUUGUGCAUUUUUCGCGAAUGCAUUUUUGUUAAAUCAACCUCCGUUUGGCGAAGUAGGCUGUGAUUCGAUGAUAAAUUAACAGGCACCGCAUUGAUUAUAUGCAACACAGGACAAGCUAGUUAACCUAGUAAUAUCAUCAACCAUGAUGUUAACUAGUGAUUAUGUGAAGAUUGAUUGUUUCUUUAUAAGAUAAGUUUAAUGCUAGCUAGCAACUUACAUUGGCUCCUUGCUGCACUCGCGUAACAGGUGGUCAGCCUGCCACACAGUUUCCUCGUGGAAUGCAAGGUAAUCGGAGUCCAAAAAUUCUGGUUACCGAUUGUUAUGAAACUUGAAAUCGGCCCUAAUUAAUCGGUCGACCUCUAGUACACAUGAAAUUGUGUCAUUACGAACAUUUUACGCAAUGUUAUAUUCCAUUUUGUGCUACUCGAGCGGUUUCCCCUACGAGCUGUGCUGCUUCUCUGUGUAGCCUGCGUAGCAUAGCUUGUCGAAGAAACCGCUCUAUUCCUUGCAAAAUCAAACGCCACUGGCGGUUCUAGUAUUAACUUCACAAACUGGUUAUGUUUACACUGUGGUCUCAUAGCACCAUCAACUAAUAUGGCACAUAUGACACGCAAGCAUUUCGCUAUACCUGCAAUAACAUCUGCAUGUGACCAAUAAAACGUUACCUGAAAAUUUGUAACAAAAAUGGUACAAUAAGCGUAAUUACACACUUCCAAAAGGUAGUAUUUUCUCACGGAGCGUUUGGCGUGGCCUGACUACCCAAAAGUUGACUCCCUCAGUCCAGAUCAGAUUGAUGGCGGCUGGUAGUCACAGUUUGAAUUGAGUGACAAUGCCAGGGAAGGCUUUAGAAGCCACAUGUCUCACUGUACCCUGAAUGUUUUUGUUUCUGCAGAGGUGACCACGGACAUGACAACGGACAUGACUGGACAUGACAACGGACAUGACUGGACAUACUGAGACGAUGACACGACCAACUACUACAGACAUUGAUUUCUGUACCUUUUCGUGACAUUGCCACUAGCAUCAAACUUGUAAGACGUUUCUUUUCAUAAUGUGAGGUAUGAUAUCAGUUAGGAUUUACAGUAGUGUAGUCACAGUUAAUACUACUUACGAUAUAUACUCAAGCUUGUUCACCAUGUAUGUACCCUGAAUUGCUCAAUAAACAAAAUGAUAAGUUUG
Salmo salar (Atlantic salmon) is the source of this 3014-nucleotide messenger RNA. NCBI's taxonomy places the organism in Eukaryota, Metazoa, Chordata, Actinopteri, Salmoniformes, Salmonidae. The record is from RefSeq and is a predicted model, not a curated record.